Messenger RNA from Uranotaenia lowii, 1879 nucleotides. RefSeq names its product chromatin assembly factor 1 p55 subunit (gene Caf1-55). Gene Ontology annotation, biological process: regulation of gene expression. NCBI's taxonomy places the organism in Eukaryota, Metazoa, Arthropoda, Insecta, Diptera, Culicidae. The coding region runs from base 283 to 1572 and encodes 429 amino acids. The transcript is spliced from 3 exons. Gene Ontology annotation, cellular component: NuRD complex; nucleus; ESC/E(Z) complex. Gene Ontology annotation, molecular function: histone binding. The record is from RefSeq and is a predicted model, not a curated record.
UGCGAAAGUACGCAGCCAUCUGUCUGUGCGGCAUUUUGCACCGAAUAGAAGCGCCGAUUUUGAAGCCACAAACCGAGUCGUCGUGCUGCUGAGCAGAUUUCCUGUAAACGUGUCGGAUCGACAUAAAGAAGCUAGGAAGUAAAACGGAGCAGCUAGCCCCUGUUACCCUUCCACCAUCUCGAUAGUUUUUCUUGUUCCCGAUUACUGUGAGUCUGCAUUUUGGCGGGCGAAUCCUUUCGAUAAAUCUUUUCUAUUGAAUUUAAAGUCAGAUAGCUAAUCACUAUGGGAGAUCGCGGCGAUGGAGCCGAAGCCUUCGACGAUGCCGUUGAGGAGCGCGUCAUCAACGAGGAGUACAAGGUGUGGAAGAAGAACACCCCGUUCCUGUACGAUCUGGUGAUGACCCACGCGCUGGAGUGGCCCUCUUUGACUGCCCAAUGGUUGCCGGACGUGACCAAACCGGAGGGCAAGGACUACUCGGUCCAUCGCUUGAUCCUGGGUACGCAUACGUCGGACGAGCAGAAUCACCUGCUGAUUGCCAGCGUUCAGUUGCCGAAUGAAGACGCCCAGUUCGACGCCAGUCACUACGACAACGAGAAGGGCGAGUUCGGAGGGUUUGGAUCUGUUUCCGGCAAGAUUGAAAUUGAAAUCAAGAUCAACCACGAGGGCGAAGUGAACCGGGCUCGGUACAUGCCCCAGAAUCCGUGCGUCAUUGCCACCAAAACCCCAUCGAGCGAUGUGUUGGUCUUCGACUACACGAAGCACCCGAGCAAGCCUGAACCAAGUGGCGAAUGCCAUCCGGAUCUACGCCUUCGAGGCCACCAGAAGGAAGGUUAUGGCCUGUCUUGGAAUCCGAAUCUGAACGGUUAUCUUUUGUCGGCUAGCGAUGAUCACACGAUCUGCCUGUGGGAUAUCAACGCUACUCCCAAAGAACAUCGCAUUAUCGAUGCCAAGAAUAUUUUCACCGGCCACACUGCCGUUGUUGAGGACGUAGCUUGGCAUUUGCUGCAUGAGUCUCUUUUUGGAUCGGUAGCCGACGAUCAAAAACUCAUGAUCUGGGACACUCGCUGUAACAACACUUCCAAACCUUCGCAUACAGUCGACGCCCACACGGCCGAAGUUAACUGUCUCAGCUUCAAUCCCUACUCGGAGUUCAUCCUGGCCACGGGAUCCGCAGACAAAACAGUUGCCCUGUGGGAUCUUCGGAACCUGAAACUGAAACUUCAUUCCUUCGAAUCGCACAAGGACGAAAUCUUCCAGGUCCAAUGGUCCCCGCAUAACGAAACCAUUCUGGCAUCAUCCGGAACAGACCGGCGACUUCACGUCUGGGAUCUGUCCAAGAUCGGCGAAGAACAGAGCGCCGAAGACACCGAGGAUGGUCCACCGGAGCUGCUAUUCAUUCACGGCGGUCACACCGCCAAGAUCUCCGAUUUCUCGUGGAAUCCCAACGAACCGUGGGUCAUCUGUUCCGUUUCCGAGGAUAACAUCAUGCAGGUCUGGCAAAUGGCCGAGAACAUCUACAACGAUGAGGAACCGGAUGUGCCGGCCAGUGAAAUCGAAGCCGUAGCUCCCUAAGCAGGAGGGGGAGUACAUUUCGUUUUUAAAUAUACAUUUUAAUUUUAUUCAUUAACUACUAUUAACAAGUAAUCAUUAUUGAUAUUCCUUCGUUUGACAAAUUUUAUCACUCACUGUGUAAUUCCAAACAUUAGAUUGUUAGGUGCUCGUGUCUAAGGGCAAGUAAGGUGUCCAUUGUAUGAGGUUGAUCGCCGAGAGGAGCCACGAUUGGUGACGUUUUCUGAAGACUGUCCCAGCCAAUCGAUGGUCGUGAAAGUAAAUUCCGAUUCUGAGAAACGAGAAAUGAAGUAUUUUUGUCUGAAAUUAA